AUGGGACCGUCCAAGCGCUUCCACUUUUGGAAGACUGGCACCUCUGGAGAUUCCAAGGCCGAAGUUGACAAGACUCACACGGAGCAAAAUGUGGUCAUCCCAAACCACUCGGAUACCCUCUGUGAGAACUCGCAGGACCAGCCUAUUGAGGGUGCGAAAAGCAAGUCGAGUCCCGAGGACGAUCCAACGCGGUUCGGGUUGAAGGUUCUGGUUCCACAGCCAGCUGGGAAAGAGCGAUGUGUCGAUAUCAUCGCCAUCCAUGGCCUGAAUGGGCACUAUGAGGCAACAUGGACGGAUCGUACUACAGGUGCCAAUUGGCUGAAGGACCCUGAGUUCCUGCGCAAGGACAUCCCAAACGCACGAAUACAGUCCUUUGGUUACAAUUCAGUCUCCUACUUCAGCACGUCCAAUGCAAACGUUCGAGACUUCGCUUCGGAGCUCCUAGCAUCCAUCAAAUCGAGUAGGAGGGGCUCCGUGGAGAAGAAAAGACCCAUUGUCUUCAUCUGCCAUAGUCUGGGAGGAAUCGUCUUCAAGCAGGCAGUUGUCCGCGCACACGAGCAAAACGAGCACUACUCGAAUAUCCUCGAAAACAUACGAGGCGUUGCUUUUUUCGGUACACCACACCACGGCUCGGACCUGGCGUUCUGGGACCAUGUUGGUACAAUGUUGAUUCGGGCAGCGACCUUGGGAUACUCCACGAAUGUACAACUCUCGAAGGAUUUGAAGAUUGAUUCGGAGAUGCUAAGGCGUAUAACCGAGUCUUUUGCGUACCGAGGCGCACAACUGAAGAUCCGAAGCUUCUAUGAGACGGAGUUUAUGAAGGGACUCAAUAGUCUUGUCGUUCAACGGAGCUCAUCGAUUCUCAAUUGGCCGAAUGAAAUUGAUAUUGCAGCAUCAGCCAAUCACUCUUCUAUCUGCAAGUUCCCUAGAGUAGGCGACUCACGAUAUAAGACUGCGUGGCACAAUAUCGGUGAGAUAAUCGAAAGAGAAGAAGCACCGGAGAAAAUAUCACUCACCGAAGAAGAACGAUCGUGUUUGAGAGAGUUCGAUUCCGGCUAUGAAUCUCAUCUCAGCCAAGUCGACGACCCUAUUCCCGGAACUUGCGGUUGGAUAUUGAACCAUGAGAAGUGGGUUCAAUUCGACUCUACCCCAGCUUCAACUCUCCUCUGGAUUACUGCUGAUGCUGGAUGUGGGAAGUCGGUGGCUGCCAAACACCUAUUUGAACACCAUAAGAGCAGAAGGAAUGUGUGUUAUUUCUUCUUCAAAGAUGGUUUCGAGUAUCAAAACAAUGCACAGUCUGCCUUAUCUGCCAUACUUCACCAGAUUUAUUGCUUCCAGCCUUCCUUGUUAAAACAUGCGAUGGCCAAGCAUGACACGACCCCGAAACGGACGUUUAAGCAGUUCGCAUGCCUGCAGUCAAUGUUGAUGAGUACCAUCGAAGACGAAAGUUUUCGAGAUACGCUUUGCAUUAUCGAUGGUCUGGAUGAGUGUGAACCAAAGUCCCGGGAUCUACUGGUAAAAUGUCUAGCGACAUAUUUCACAAUCCCGGUACAAUCAAAUCCCGGCGGCCAAGGUCCUUUCAAAAUGGUCAUCCUUAGCAGGCCGGAUAACUUGAUUCAACGACGACUCCAACUUUUCGGCAAGGAUACGACCGAGAAGAAUUACCCUGGCCUGCAAAGAAAAUCAAGGCUUAUGGCUGAGGACGAAGUGAUAGCAAUAGCAAAGGACAUCAACCUAUUCAUUCGGGCCAAAAUUGAAGAGUUCGGACCUAAGUCUGAACUCUCGGAAGACGUUCUAGCAAAAGUUGAGAACAGAUUGAUUGAUGGUGCUGAUUUUACUUUCCUUUGGGUAUCCUUGGUUGUCAAGCUCCUUGAGGACGCAGAAGUUGACGGGAUAUCUAAAGAGCAGCUCGAAGCUAUCUUACGGACGACUAACUUGGACGAUGUAUAUCGGCGGCUUUUAACAGCAAGGAAGUUCCCUUUGAAAACAAGGAAGAUAUUAUAUAUCGUCAUCGCUGCGGCACGACCUCUCACGUUAGAAGAGAUGUGUGUGGCUGUUGAGGUGCAUCAAGACUACUACCCACGAGACUCCGAAGGAGCAGGUUCGGAUAGAGUUGGGUACUCUACCGCGCUUUCCGCGGCAGACAUGCACUCGGCAGGACCUUCACAAUCAUAUGGGAAAGUCCUGGAAUUGGAGAUCCUGAGCUCGAAGCUUUGCAAACCGUUCGCAAAUCACCUGCGGCUCUUAUGUGGUCAUUUCAUUAGAAUCCGAGCCAAUCGGGUGUAUUUAGUCCAUCAGACUGCCAAAAAGUUCCUCCUGGACACGCAACCAUUGAUUGAGUUUGGUCUUGGUCAUUAUCUUCGGCCUUUUGGAUGGAAAAUUGAGCGGCCUACAGUCGCUGAGCUCAAGUAUUUGAAGCACCAGAACCUGGCAACUCAAGACCAGCCGCCACAAUGGGAGCACUCUAUCCGACUAGAUGUUGCAACGCGUUAUCUGCUCCAAGUCUGUGUUGACUACAUCCAACUGUUCGACACCAGCAGAGAGGAAGCCUUCAAACUCGGUAUGACAGUCUCCAAGUACCUCGAAACGCACAGCGACGAACCGGAGUGGGCAUUAUUGACCUACGCGUCCGUUUACUGGGUUGAGCAUUACCGCGAGCUGCGAAAAGAUCUGCGUAAUUGUUUCGAUUUCAUGUUCAACCCCAAGUUUAUACGGUUCAAGAUUUGGAGCUCGAGAUACUUGGGCUGGUCCCGCGAGGACGCAAACCGUUCUCCAAAACACACAUCAGGUAUGCCCAUCAGUGCGCAGCAGAUUGUGGAUAUCGGCAACAAAAGCACCAUCGGACCACCGGACAUGUACAGCGAGGAAGAAAAGUUCCAACGUAUUCUUGACUUCUUCAACCUCGGCGGAGAAGAUACUGAGCUCUACGAUGAGGAGUAUCUCGAUGGAGACCACUAUUGGAAAGAGACGGCAAAGGCCCAAGAUGAGGGAUGGGAGGAUGACAGCGGCUCUGAAUCCCCGGACGACAGACUCAAAGUCUCGAUUCCGGAUCGUAUUCAGCAUUUCAGACGACAGCACCGGAACGUCGUCCAGGAGAAAAUUAGGGAGAGUUGGGACCCGAUGUCCCCGGGCAGUAUGAAUCCCACGUCUGUCAAGUCACUUGAUAUGCAUUUUAAGAAACAGGGCGAUGGGGGUCAAGCUGGGGCUCUGACUGUCAAGAAGGGCGGUUUUGGGACCGGAGAGAGGGAGUGGAAGAGCAGAGGGAGAGAGGAAAUUUAUGAUCGCGAAGGCCGGUCUACGACCGCAGCAAAGGCGUAUGGCAGAAAUCAGCCACGACGUUCUAGUCUUGAAGGACUAAAUGACGAGGAAGAUGAGUGGAAAAGUCCCUUGGAUUUUUGA
Molecule: messenger RNA, 3399 nt
Organism: Hyaloscypha bicolor E
Lineage: Eukaryota; Fungi; Ascomycota; Leotiomycetes; Helotiales; Hyaloscyphaceae
Exons: 4
Coding region: 1-3399 (1132 amino acids)
Source: RefSeq, a predicted model, not a curated record